AGUCUGCGUUCUUUGAGUCCUUGCACCUGCUGGGCGCUCCACUCUCUUUUCCUGCACGCUCCUCAUGUAUGUAAUGCGCCGUGACUUUGCGCAACCAUAGUAAUCUCGCGCGUCCGUCCGCUGCAGCGUGGCCUGUUGAUCAUUCCAUCCGUAUUAUAUGCAAACCCCUGCCCGCCAGCCCGCUACCAACUCCACACCGGUCGCCGACUUGCCAUCCACCCGCUCUUGUCCGCUGCAGGCACGCUACAUACACUCCACCAGCGCCCGCCCGCCCGCCUCCACUUGACGACUUCUACGACUACCCGCUGGACGACUCUGCUUUUCGCGUGUUGUACCUACUUCUACGCACGCCACUGCCGCCCCGUACACCCUGUUCUCCUCCUGCACUCCCCCGGACUGGCCGACCGCCGCGACCUCGCUUACAAACAAUCCAACGCAACACGACAUCUCGCACACGAUCAACUCGCCCAGCAUGUCAGAUAUCUCCAAGGCCUUCACCUUUCUGCGCGACACUAUACCACAAUGGCUCGAGGAUGCUGCGCAUUUGGAAGAGAAGGUCACCAACAUGCAGGGACAGAACUCCAGGGUAUCCGUGUCAACAUCGCCGUUCGCAAAGGGCCGGACAGGGUCGACGGAAUCGAUACGGCCUGAUAAACUUGAAGCUGUCGUCGAAGACAGCACGUCUUCCAACCUUGCACCGAUCGAUCCGCUGGGUAAUCGCAAGCGCAAGUCGCCCUCAGUCAUAUCUGGCCAUGGUUCAGGACCCGCAAAGUACCGCCCUAAGACCAUGGUCGUCGUGAACUACGAUGGUGACAUGCAAAAGUCAUUUGAGCUGCUCGUACGAGGGCUAGCAACGGGGCGCAACAUGUUGCGGAAAGCCAAGAUGGAAGCAAAGAUGGCCGAACUAGCUGCCCUCGCAGGCUCGAGCGACGAUGAGGAUGAGGACGAGGAUGAAGAGGAGCACAUAAUGUCGAAGAUCAGCUACCGGCCACAGAUUGCAUCCAUGCGGAUGCGUGCUGCGGCGCGCCUAGGAGGAGCACGCGGUGGCCACGGCGGCGGUCCAGUUCCGCCAGCAGAGCUUUUCGAGACGACAGAUAAGACGUUGGAAGAAGCGCAAGAGCUGUGCGAAAAGUCGGCGCAUCUUACCCUGCGUGAUGGUGACUGUAGGACCGAGUUGAAGCUUGUCCGUAUGCAUCUACAGCACAUUCACUCGACCGCGAAUACAGAAGUCAUCAAGAGUGCAGCCAGCCAACUGCAGUCGACCCAAACAUCACAAGAUCAAGACACAUCCGACACAUCGUUGUCUUCCAUGGAGCCGUCCUACAAGAGACACUUCCCAAGUCUCUCAGCGCUCAGACCGGUCCCGGAACCAGAAGCAAAGUUGGAACCCGUAACCACUCAAUCAACCAUCCGUGCGCCUGUUGCAGCCCCAAUAAUCUCACCAAAAAUGAUGGAUAUUGAGGUCGAUGACGAUGACGAAGAUGAAGACAUGGACUACGUCAUGCCACCUGUGCGCUUCACCUCGCGGCGAGCUCGCGUUUGAAGUAUUUCGUUGUGUAUUAUUUCGUCACGUCUGCAUUUCAGCGAUAUCUUUGCGUAUCUCUACAUGGCGUCCUCGGUGCAUUUUGAAGGAGAGGGUUACAUCAUGGCUAUUAUGAAGAGCACACACUAAAUGCAUCGAUCACGCUGAGGUGGCAGGGCAUUACCGCUGGCUUUUGCUUCUCAGCGCUAGCUCGACCUUGUAAUUACUGUUCGACCAUUGCCAGCGGCGGCAGAUGCUGUUGUUGCUUUACACUCGAUUUAUAGCGAUACCCAAUGCAAUGCUUCGUUUACCAU
Boeremia exigua is the source of this 1836-nucleotide messenger RNA. RefSeq lists its product as uncharacterized. NCBI's taxonomy places the organism in Eukaryota, Fungi, Ascomycota, Dothideomycetes, Pleosporales, Didymellaceae. Bases 473 to 1543 code for a protein of 356 amino acids. The transcript has a single exon. The record is from RefSeq and is a predicted model, not a curated record.